Messenger RNA from Stylonychia lemnae, 1479 nucleotides. The record is from the annotation of a GenBank genome assembly. Lineage: Eukaryota; Ciliophora; Spirotrichea; Sporadotrichida; Oxytrichidae.
AUGAUAUUGAGUUAGGAUUACUACGCUGAUCUUGGCUUGAAAAGAGGAGCAAACGAAGAUCAAAUAAAGAAAGCCUUUAAGAAAAUGGCUAUUAAAUACCAUCCAGAUAAAAAUAAGGAUGACCCUGAGGGAGCGAAAAUGAGAUUCUAGAAAAUCGCGAACGCAUACGAAACACUCUCUGAUCCAGAAAAGAGAAGAAUAUAUGAUCAGCAUGGUGAAGAAGGUGUUAAAAGGCAAUAGGCUGGUGGUAACCCAGAUGGAAAUAUGCAUUUUAAUGCAGAGGAUAUUUUCAAACAAUUCUUCGGCGGAGGAGGAGGUGGUGGUAAAGGAGGUCAAGGCCAUUAGCAACACUUCUAGUUCAACUUUGGAGGUGGUCAUGGUCAUCAUUAGCAACAAUAGUAACCUGUGGAGGAUUUGUUUGCAAACUCAGAUGUCAUUAAACUAAACCUAAAUUAGAUAUUCUAAUUCUAUCGCAGGAAGGAAAUAUGGGUGAUGCUCUUCUACAAGCCAGAUGAUGAGGAAUCUAAGAAGCUAAAAGAUGAGUAUAGAACACUUGCCGAGAAAAUGUAUGGCAUCGUUAAGAUUGGAGCUAUAGACUGUAGUGAGGAUGAAGAACUAUGUGAAGAAUUUGCAGUUUACAAUUAUCCUACAUUAAUGGUAUUCUAAGAGAACUAUGGGGAUGAUGGAGAAAAGUAUUAAGGCAAAAUGGAUUGGAAAUCAAUCGCUACCUUUGCUACCAAGAAAAUGCAAUCAUUUGUAUCCCUAGUUACAUCAGACAACUAUGAUUAAUUUGUUAAUAGAGAUCCAACAAAGUAUAAGGUACUUCUCUUUACUGAGAGGAAGUCUACUGCACCUAUCUUUAAAGCACUAUCAAAGCAAUACAAGGAUAAGCUUCUCUUUGGAGAGGUGAGAAAAUCUGACACUGCAAUGCUUACUAGGUUCGGAAUAACUGAAUUUCCAAAGAUCAUAAUUGUGACCAAUCCCUUCAUAUUCGAAAGUGAGGUCUAUAAUGGAGAAAUCAAGAUCGAUAGGAUCACUAAGUUCCUAAAUAACUAUAGUUAUAAACAACCAAGCUAUUAAAAAGCUGUAGAAGUUCAAGAGCUUACCGAAGCUAGGUAUAAAUCAGGAUUAUGCAAAAAGACAUCAUCUAAUAUUUGCAUAAUAAUCUUCACUGAUUUAUAAUUACAAUUAGUAGAAGCUAUAAAACCAAUCUUGGAAUUAUACUAAAAGGAUCCAAUUAGUUUUGUCUAUGUCAAUAAGAAUGAAGAAUCAGCUAUAUAUGAGUAAUUUGGCAAUAAAAAGCAUCAUAUAGUAGCAUAUAAACCUAAGAGAGGUAAAUAUCUAGGUUACAAAGAUGCUGACUACAGUACUUAAAGUUUAAGAAGUUUUAUCGAUGAUGUCCUCGGUGGGGGUGGUACUUUCUAGAGUAUCAGUGGAAAUGAAUUAUAGUUUAAAGGGGGUUUUAGGAAUGAACUUUGA